UUAUCACGAUGUCGUAUCACGGUAGAUGUACGCGAAUUGUGUCCUCGAGUAAAAUAUACAGUACGUUUAUUUCGUUAACGGUAAAUUAGAAUUUGCAAGAAGCUCGUGUCACUGCAGUUAAUUUUAUGCAUAGUGCGAAUUUCGUCAGAGAUGUAUGCGUUUCAAAAAUGUAUGACAAUUGACGGGAAAGGAAACAUUCUGUUACGAGGGACAAUCGAAAUGGAAUGGAAAUUUUUGAUGAGAGAGCAUGCGGCAGAUGGCGUAUGAUUUUAUGAGUUUGGGAUUUGAGGAGGAAAUGGUAGAAGAAGAGAAAAAUCUGAAAGAUUCUUGUCUGAGCAGAAUGGUGUCUCGGUACGGUAUGGCACAGCACGAUAAUGUGUGGCGGUAGUCUUUAAAGUUUCCGUUCAUGGGAAAACAAGGGGGAAUACCAAAGAAGGAGAGGACAGAUGUGUAGAUGCGUGCCUCGAGGGACGCGUUUUACAGGAUGUUUUGAAUACGUGCCGAUAUCGCGACAGAGGGAACACGUUGAUAGUCUAGAUUUUCGAAGACUCCCAAUUUAUCUGGUUAAAAGUAGUCUCUGGUUUCCGGAGCUAGAUCUUUUGGUCGUGCCGACCGUUGGUUUUCAAAGGCGCAUUCAUAAAUCGAGUAAGACUCAAGCUGUCUCCUUGGGCGAAGAACCAUAUCGUUGAAAGAAAGAAAGCGAGAUGAAGCCAAGAGGGAUACGUGUCUAUAUAAUACAUAGACCGUGUUUACGUUUACGGUUGCACUUCGUCGUCAUCCGAACGAAAUCGAGCGUGAGCAACGUCUGUCUUCCUACUAUCGGACCGGCCAGUCAUCAACUCUCCGCAACCGCUCUGCUGGGAAGUCCGGACGGGUCGCGGCAUCCGCUGGACGUCUGCGAAUUCACCGAAGACGACUAUCGUCAUCAGAAUUCGAACGGAAACGGCCAUUACCAGAACGGCAGGUCCGGCUCUGGUCUCUGGGAAUGUCUGAUAGGCUGCAGACGUCGCUUGGACCAGCACAUGGCUCGGAGACGGGUGGAACAAGGCUUGAAGCUGUAUCGCGCUCACAAACAGCAGGCAGCCGUUCGCAAAUGGAGGGGUGCAUUGAAGAACAUCAGGCAACGAGAGGAUAAGUUCGCUCUUCUCGGCUAUCUGUAUCAAGCCUAUAUGGAUUGGGGCAAGUAUAGAGAUAGCAUCGAUUUCGGGCACAAACAGUUGUGCAUUUCCGAGGAGUUGGAUUCGCCGAACAUGCGGGCAGAAGCGUACUUAAAUCUGGCAAGAGCGCACGAAAGAUUGGGCGCGCUCGAUAGAGCCUUGGAUUAUGCCAGACAUAGCUUGUACAAUGAAUGCGACCAGUGCGCGACUGCUGGAUUGGUUCAUCUGACCGUAGGCAGAGUUCACUUGGAAUUAGCAGGAUUUUGCAAAGCUUUGGAAGCUUUUCAGAGAGCUCACAAAAUUGCUCACUCGAUUCAGGAUCCGUCGUUGGAAUUACAAGUAUACGUGGGAUUGUCAGAGCUGUUCUGCAGAUUACACGACGCCGACAAGAGCGCCAGGUACGCGGCUAGAGCGUACGACCUAUCGAGAAGUUUGCAGCUAGGCGACUUAAACUCCCGACAUCAUAGGGCGGCUCUCCUUCAAAUGGCAGCGGCGCUUCGAAAAAAAGGAGAACUCGGCGACGCCCACGAUUAUUGUUCGGAGGCAACGCGAUUGUCCCUUGUUUCUGGAGAUCAGGCCAGCUACGCCAGAAGUAUACGAAUAAUGGGAGAUAUUUAUAGGAAAAAAUCCGACAUAAAUAAAGCAUUCCGACAGUACGAGAGCGCGAUGGGUUCCGCGGCAGCGACCGGAGAUCGACUCUGUCAAAUGGAAGCUAUGGACGGUGCCGCGAGGUGUCUGGAGGCUCUUCGACUCCAACACAAAAUAUGCAACUGUCGUCCACUCGAAUUCAACACCAGGCUGCUCGAAGUAGCUGGGUCGGUCGGUGCGAAGUUCCUUGUAAGAACCGUGAGAUCGAGGCUCUCGCGAAUUUACGGUUCUCUCGGAGACGAAGAGCAGAAGGCUCAUCACGAGAGAUUAGCCACGGCGAUGGAAGAAGAUUUAGAAUUGCGAUGCGGUGGCUGUAACGAGCCUUUCGGCCUCGAAGCCGAUUCCUUGGAAGCGCUGCCUUGCUCUCAUAUACUGCAUGCCAGGUGCGCGUACGAUAUCUUGAAGAGACGCGACAAAAAGAAGAAACGUCUGUGCCCCGACUGUCACAAGUCCGUUAGUUCACGAUUGUACCUGCAUUGCGAGGAUCCUCACGGCAUGAAUACUUUGAAUCACAGUUCCUUGAGUCUGGCGUCGUUAAGAGCCAGCAGUCUAGCCACGUUGGACGACUGUCAUGUCACUAGCAGCGUUUAAACCUGGCGAUACCUUGCAUCGCAUCUACUUACUUAAGUAAUUGCGAUUUCGUUUUCGAGCUCGAUAACGCGCGCGCUCUUGGAUAACGUUCGGCGUUCACCGCUAACGUUUCGCACGAGUGCAAACACAGGCGCACACGCACGCGCAAAUGCAAGCGCGCCCACUCCUAUAUCCCGAGCCCGAAGGUGCAUAUGAGCAUACACGUUACCCUAUUAUAUUUCAAAUUUUCCGGGUAUACGGAGUAUCGAGCUUGCACAGUCUGCCAAUUAAGCGAUUAGACUUAAUGUUCUUUAACGCGUGGAUCAUCGUUCAACGUUUAAAUUAGGAUGAAGAAAUUUAAAGAAUAUUAGCACGAUUUAAAAAGACUUGAUGGCAAUAAAAAUGCACAUUCAAUUCA
This is a messenger RNA of Bombus pyrosoma, 2793 nucleotides long. RefSeq names its product 43 kDa receptor-associated protein of the synapse homolog. Bases 705 to 2396 code for a protein of 563 amino acids. Gene Ontology annotation, cellular component: synapse. Gene Ontology annotation, biological process: chemical synaptic transmission. Gene Ontology annotation, molecular function: protein-membrane adaptor activity; acetylcholine receptor binding. NCBI's taxonomy places the organism in Eukaryota, Metazoa, Arthropoda, Insecta, Hymenoptera, Apidae. The transcript has 11 exons. The record is from RefSeq and is a predicted model, not a curated record.